Molecule: messenger RNA, 1331 nt
Organism: Alosa sapidissima (American shad)
Lineage: Eukaryota; Metazoa; Chordata; Actinopteri; Clupeiformes; Clupeidae
Product: transmembrane protein 106B-like
Exons: 8
Coding region: 158-874 (238 amino acids)
Source: RefSeq, a predicted model, not a curated record
CGUAAUCAACCAUCUUUGAUACAGCGUUGAAUGUGUCAUCGCCUAUGGUCAUCGCAGGGGAUUGCUUUCCGCCCCACUGAGAGUUGUGCUUGGCGAUGUUAGUGUUUUCUUCAACAUGAGACCGUCACACUGCAGUAUAUAGCCUAACUUGCGUGGGAUGGGGGCCCAUCUUAGUCGCAGUGGGGCUGAUGACGCCCAGCUCAUCUUACCACAGGACAAACAGAGGGCAGAGGGCAAAUCUGCCUUCGAAGAUACAGUGGACUGCCCCACCUGUCAGGGCACAGGCCGCAUCCCGAGAGGUCAAGAGAACAAAUUGGUAGCAGUGAUACCAUGCACAGACCAGAGACUUAAGCCAAGACACACGAAGCAAUAUGUAUGUGUGUCAGUCGGGCUGUGUCUGCUCUUCAGUGGACUCGUCCUCUUUUUCCUGUUCCCCCGCAGUGUGACUCUCUCAGAGUUAGCCUUUCAGUCUGCCUAUGUGGCUUUCACACCAAAGGCCGUCAAUAUCACCGUCCAUAACACCUUGAAUAUCAGCAAUGAUAACUUUGCAGUGGUGAAGGCCUCACACCUUGGAGUGCAGGUUUUCUAUAUGGACACGGUUGUCGGCUCAGCUAGUGAUGCCAAUGUAACAACCAUCCUACCACGAUCUGGGGGAAAACUCUCUUUCAAGAUUCUUGUCAGUCUGACCGACGAUGGGCUGAUUACUUACUGCAAGUCUCCGUCCACGAAGAUUCACAUCAUAUUUCUGAGAAUUCAGGUGUCCAUGACCGUGUACUAUUUGGCCCACUUUGAGCAGGUUUCCUUGGACACGUUUGAGUAUUUAGACUGUGGGACUAACAGCACCACACCCCAUGUGUUUAACGCCAGCCAGUGAGGAGCCAGCAGCUAACUCAUAAUCUGGUUGCAUUCCAAGUCUACAGGUGCUUCUGCAUCAUUGAUUUGAAGUUUGAUUCAAAUAGAUAGCACAACCCCUUCAUGUAUAGAUAGCUUUUGCUAUCUGAAAACGCAUUAAAGUUGUUUCUGUUUUUUGAUUUGUAGCCUGCAAUAGGAAAUACAGUAUUUGAUCUUAGGAAGUGACAGUUAUUCAUGUGACUUGCCUUGUUGAAUUUGCACUAAAUUUCUUUAUAUGCACUAUAAAUGGAGGAACAAGGUAAUUUCCUUGUUUCUCUCGCAGCUUUACUUUGUAUAGUUUAAACUUGCCUUCACGCUCAUGUCAGAGCAGGCCACCACGAAUGAAGUACUGAGCUCUUUAUAGCACACCACAAGAUUUCAAUGUUUCUUUGUCUCCCUUGUCAGACAAAAUAAAGACAUCUUUUUGUGGUGUUGUGUAA